Molecule: messenger RNA, 756 nt
Organism: Symbiodinium natans
Lineage: Eukaryota; Dinophyceae; Suessiales; Symbiodiniaceae
Source: the annotation of a GenBank genome assembly
AUGGCGGCACCUGCUGCGCGGAAACUUGCGAAGGACAUAGAGGUGGUCCUGAAGAAGGCCCACGAGGGUGUUGAAGAGUUUGCGGAGUUUUGGGAGCAAAUUGCAACUGCACAAGGGCCCCAGAAAGAAAGGUUGGGUGAGGAGUUGAAGAAGUGCAUCAACAAGCAGCAAAGACUCAGAUCCCAGAUGAGAGACUGGCUUGGAUCGCCUCAAGUCCCAGCGCCUUUGAAAGACAAGCUGGAAGAGGGCAGAAAGCGAAUAGAAAGCGAUAUGGCGAGAUUCAAGGACUUUGAAAGAGAGUUCAAGACAAAGGCCUUCUCCUACACUGGGCUGGCCAAGACAGACGAGCUCGACCUAGAAGAAGCCGAGAAGGUGAAAUCGCAGGAAUGGUUGGCGCAGACCAUCCAGGCCCUCAAGGACCAGCUGGACCAGUUCGAGGCUGAUUUGGAGUUGCUGCAGGGAAAGAGGUCCUUGAGCAGUGACGACAAGUCGAGACUGCCCAAGCUCCAGACAGCCCAAGACAGGACUCGAUGGCACAUCAAGAAGCUGGAGCAGCUUUUGAGAGCCGUCAACAAUGAUGCAGUUGAGAUUAGCGACUUGGCAGUUGUGCGAGAUAGCAUCGACUUUUACGUUGAUGCUGGAGAGGACUCGGAUGGAGUUCACGAUGAGACGCUGUACGAUUGCUUUGACUUGACGGAGUUUGAAGAGAAGGUCGCUCCUGCGAGGACGCCCUUGCACCCACAAGUACUGCAUUGA